UAAAACUGUAAAUCCUUCAUUAUCCUAGUAUAUCGACACACACACACACCACACUAUCAAUUAAUUGAAACGCAUCCCGUCACCACUCGUUGCCGCCGAGGAACCUUCCCUUACUGUUUAUGGCGUCGACCACGCAAACAAACCUAGAGGCGGAGAAGCAGAGCCUUCUCGACCACCACAAGGAGAAGCACUUCACCGCCGGUGAGAUUGUGCGCGACAUCAUAAUUGGAGUAUCCGAUGGCCUCACUGUUCCAUUCGCCCUCGCUGCCGGUCUCUCCGGAGCCAAUGCUACCUCGUCCAUUGUCCUCACAGCCGGAAUCGCUGAGGUCGCCGCCGGCGCCAUCUCCAUGGGACUUGGCGGGUACUUGGCAGCCAAAAGUGAAGCUGAUCACUAUGCUACGGAACUGAAGAGGGAGCAAGAAGAGAUCAUCGCAGUUCCCGACACUGAGGCUGCUGAGGUGGCAGAGAUAUUAGCACAGUAUGGAAUCGAACCGCAUGAGUAUGCGCCCGUGGUGAAUGCUUUGAGGAAGAAGCCUCAAGCAUGGCUUGAUUUCAUGAUGAAAUUUGAAUUGGGGCUGGAGAAGCCAGAUCCAAGAAGAGCCCUAUACAGUGCUCUAACUAUUGCCAUUGCCUACAUCAUGGGUGGACUGGUUCCUCUCAUUCCUUACAUGUUCAUUCCAAGAGCUGAGGAGGCCGUGAUUGCAUCAGUUAUUGUGACCUUGAUCGCUUUGCUCAUCUUCGGCUAUGGCAAGGGUUACUUCACAGGCAAUAAGCCUUUUACCAGUGCCCUGCAAACUGCCCUCAUCGGAGCCAUUGCAUCUGCUGCAGCAUUUGGCAUGGCUAAGCUUGUCCAACAUUAAUGAUAUUACUUUUGCUAUGUAUUGACCCU
Molecule: messenger RNA, 889 nt
Organism: Tripterygium wilfordii
Lineage: Eukaryota; Viridiplantae; Streptophyta; Magnoliopsida; Celastrales; Celastraceae
Product: vacuolar iron transporter 1
Exons: 4
Coding region: 120-860 (246 amino acids)
Biological process (GO): intracellular manganese ion homeostasis
Cellular component (GO): vacuolar membrane
Molecular function (GO): iron ion transmembrane transporter activity; manganese ion transmembrane transporter activity
Source: RefSeq, a predicted model, not a curated record